AAGCAUGGUAGUACGUAACAGUAAUGCAUAAAAGCCCUGAAAACAACUCAAGCUCCAACAAUGGCCUCAAUCACCAUUGAGGAUCUCCAUCUUUUCCACACAGCAGACAGAGAAAUCUUCUCUAGGCUCAUCAUCCACCUCAUGCGAGAUCCAGGACAGUCUCUCCUAGUAAUGGCCCUAUGGCUCUGGCUAGAAGUGAAGAGAUUCCCAAACAUCAUAGCAAAAUUGCGCAACAGAUCAGACUUCAUCCUCAACGCCAUGGCCGACGAAGCCACAACCUGUCUCCAAGCUCUCGAGUCCAAAACCGCCUUCACUUCCCCUUCCGAAUCCACCAUGUCAGUCACAGCCAAAAUCAUAGGAAAACCCAUCUCUGUGCCCAUGAUCACCCACAUCAAGUUCACCGCCAUAGCUGAAAUCAAAACCUUCCUCAACAAUGUCUGUUCCCUAAUUUUCACAGACAUUUUACAACAGGUUUUGGGUUCUCUUAAUCAGCCACUUCCUGUUAUGAGUUUUCCUCAUCUGAUUUUCAGGAAUAUAACGGUCAUUUCACUGCCCCUCAGCCAUCACUUGCCAACCGGAGGGCUAUGGGGCUGGUCGCAUGAGAUUAAAGUUUCGGUGGAUGAUCGAACCAUGUUCUUGACUUUCUCAAGAGGGUACCCGGUUAGUGAAAGCGAAGUUAAGGAGCUUUUUAUGGGGUGUUUUGGCGAUUGUGUCGACAAUGUUUAUAUGGACGAGUCUAACUCGGUCGAUCAACCUUUGUUUGCUCGAAUGGUAGUUCGUGGUGUUUCAAUUGUGGAUGACAUUUUGAAGGGUAGUAGUAUUGCAAAGUUUCGGAUCAAUGGGAAGCAUGUUUGGGCCAAAAAGUAUGAACGCCGAGACGGUUGAUGAAGAGUAAUUGCUAGGCCAAAACUUUUUACA
Messenger RNA from Camellia sinensis, 918 nucleotides. RefSeq lists its product as uncharacterized. The record is from RefSeq and is a predicted model, not a curated record. NCBI's taxonomy places the organism in Eukaryota, Viridiplantae, Streptophyta, Magnoliopsida, Ericales, Theaceae.